GGCCAACGAGCAGGACUGGGGUGGGGCCUGAUUCUCAUCACCGGGGGCAUCGUGGCCACAGCCGGGCGCUUCACCCAGUGGUACUUUGGUGCCUACUCCAUCGCGGCCGGGGCACUGGUGUGCCUGCUGGAAUACCCCCGCGGGAAGCGACAAAAGGGCUCUACCAUGGAGCGGUGUGGACAGAAGUACGUGACCGCCGUGGUGAAGCUGCUGGGGCCACUCACCAGGAACUACUACGUUCGGGCUGUCCUGCACCUCCUGCUGUCAGUGCCCGCCGGCUUCCUGCUGGCCACCAUCUUGGGGACCGCCUGCCUGGCCAUCGCGAGCGGCAUCUACCUGCUGGCGGCCAUCCGUGGCGAGCAGUGGACCCCCAUCGAGCCCAAGCCCAAGGAGCGGCCACAGGUCGGAGGCACCAUCAAGCAGCCACCCAGCAACCCCCCGCCCCGGCCCCCGGCCGAGGCCCGCAAGAAGCCGAGCGAGGAAGAGGAGGCGGCGGCGGGCCCCUCGGGAGGCCCCCAGGUCAAUCCCAUCCCUGUGACCGAUGAGGUCGUGUGACCCGCAGGGGCCCCGGCUCUCUGGCCUGCGCUCCCCCGCGCGGCCAGCAGAGGGCGCUCACCCUCAAUAAACGCAGAGAACCGUG
This is a messenger RNA of Carlito syrichta (Philippine tarsier), 640 nucleotides long. Its product is annotated as cytochrome b-245 light chain. The record is from RefSeq and is a predicted model, not a curated record. Lineage: Eukaryota; Metazoa; Chordata; Mammalia; Primates; Tarsiidae. Gene Ontology annotation, cellular component: NADPH oxidase complex. The transcript has 8 exons. Gene Ontology annotation, biological process: superoxide anion generation. The coding region runs from base 166 to 555 and encodes 129 amino acids. Gene Ontology annotation, molecular function: heme binding.